This is a messenger RNA of Nymphaea colorata (pocket water lily), 2755 nucleotides long. Its product is annotated as subtilisin-like protease SBT3. NCBI's taxonomy places the organism in Eukaryota, Viridiplantae, Streptophyta, Magnoliopsida, Nymphaeales, Nymphaeaceae. The record is from RefSeq and is a predicted model, not a curated record. The coding region runs from base 189 to 2489 and encodes 766 amino acids. Gene Ontology annotation, molecular function: serine-type endopeptidase activity. The transcript has a single exon. Gene Ontology annotation, biological process: proteolysis.
GGUGGGGGGUGGGAGGAGGGGGAGCAGAGGACAGAUAACUUCUUCCUUGUGGUCUAACCUGCUCUAGUACUGGGUCUUUUUUCUGCCGUAUAUCUCCUACAUUGCCCCAAAGUAAUCCACAUUGAAUACCACAUCCCUCUCUCUCUAUCUCUAGCUGCACAUUAUAUAAGAGCAGAAACUUGGACCUUAUGAAUACAUUGCCAAUGGCUGCUACUGCUGCAUUGCUCAAAGCAUGCAUUCUUUUCACAGUAUGCCAAAUAACUUGGGCAUCUUUGCUGCAAGAGCAAGAUUCAUACAUCAUACACAUGGAUGUAUCAAAGAUGCCGACUGUGUUCAGUGGCCAUGAGGAUUGGUACCAUUCUCUCUUGGCAUCAGACAGCUUUAAAGCAGCAGCAGCCACUGAUGCCAGCAUGGCCACCUUGAAACCAGUUUAUGUCUACACCAAUGCCGUCAAUGGAUUCAGUGCAAUUCUCUCAUCAUCCCAACUUGAAUUGCUCAAGAAGCAGCCGGCAUUCGUCUCCGCAUAUCCGGACAUGGAGGUGACAAGGGACACGACGCACACGUUUGAGUUCCUGAAUCUCAGCCCUGUCUCUGGCAUAUGGCAGGCUUCAAAAUUCGGUGAGGACGUGAUAAUUGGAAUGAUUGACACCGGAGUUUGGCCGGAGAGCAAAAGCUAUGCAGAUGAAGGCAUGCCUGAGGUGCCAAAGAGAUGGAAAGGCCAGUGCGACUCAGGCAUUGGCUUCAGUUCUUCCAUGUGUAAUAAGAAGCUGAUUGGUGCUCGCUACUUCAACAAGGGCCUCAAAGCCAAGGACCCUAACCUCACCAUCUCUAUGAAUUCACCAAGAGAUGUAGAGGGCCAUGGCACACACACCUCAUCCACUGCUGCAGGCAGCCAUGUGGAAGGUGCCUCUUAUUUCGGCUAUGCUGCAGGCACAGCAAGAGGAAUGGCCCCUCGAGCUCGGCUGGCCAUCUACAAGGCCCUCUGGGAAGAAGGCAGCUAUGCUUCUGAUGUCAUUGCUGCAAUUGAUCAAGCAAUUUCUGAUGGUGUGGAUGUUGUCUCCAUCUCUAUGGGCUAUGACCAAGUUCCCCUGCACCAGGACCCAGUAGCCAUAGCUGCCUUCUCAGCAAUGGAGAAGGGUAUCUUUGUGUCUUCUUCUGCUGGCAAUGAAGGGCCAAUGCUCAGCACCCUACACAAUGGCACUCCCUGGGUACUGACCGUCGGAGCUAGCACCGUUGAUCGGAAAUUUGGUGCCGUCAUCACCCUCGGCAACGGCAUCACACUUUUCGGUGCGUCUAUGUAUCCAGGGCUGGAUUCUUCACUAACAAGGGUGCCUCUGCUUUACAGUGAGGCUACCAAAGCCUGCAAUUCUAGUGAAAUGCUCAAGAAUGUCGGCAACAAGGUCGUCCUGUGUGAAUUCAAUAAGUAUACGACAGAGCAGAUCUCGACACUGGAAUAUUCCAAUGUAGCCGGCGGCAUCUUCAUAGUCAAUAGUUCUUCUGAUCUAUCGGAUGUAAUCCACGUUUUCCCGGGCGCAAUUUUGAGUCUUGAGGAUUCAAAAGCCAUUUUCAGCUACAUAAGAAAAAGUAACAAUCCAGUGGUAAGCAUCAGAUUCGGUGGCACUGCCACCGGCACGAAGCCGGCACCUUCCAUAGCGGACUAUACUUCAAGGGGACCAUCGCCAAGCACUCCCAUGGUGCUGAAACCAGACUUGGUGGCUCCAGGAUCGCUUGUAUUGGCAUCAUGGACUAUGAAUUCAUCCGCGGUGACAGUCGGCCAGAAAAGCCUGUUUACAGAUUUUAACAUCAUUUCUGGUACAUCAAUGGCCUGCCCACAUGCCUCAGGUGUUGCAGCCCUUCUCAAGUCAGUGCACCCUGACUGGAGUCCUGCUGCAAUCCGGUCGGCCAUGGUCACGACUGCCAGCAUUUUAGACAAUACCAACGAUCCAAUUCAAGAUGGAGGACAGCCGGCUUCGCCAUUAGCCAUGGGAGCUGGCCAAAUUGACCCCAACAACGCCAUGGAUCCUGGUUUGGUUUACGAUGCCGGCCGCGACGAUUAUGUGAAACUGAUCUGCAGCUUGAAUUACACAAAACGGCAGAUUCAGACUAUAACUCGGUCGCCGUCCGAGGUCGAUGAUUGUGCUGAUAUCGACCUGGACCUGAAUUAUCCAUCUUUUAUUGCUUUCUUCACUGGCAAACAACAUCCUAAGGUGAAAACAUUCAAAAGGGUAGUGACCAAUGUUGGUGAUGGCGGUGCUACUUACAGAGCAGAGUUAAAACAGAUGAAAGGUUUUCUGGUGACUGUGAGCCCAGAAACUUUAGUGUUUCAGAAGAAGAAUGACAAAGCAUCUUUCGUGCUGACAAUAGAAAGGACAAGCCCUACGGAGGAAGAUGUUGUCAGUGGCUCACUGAGUUGGAUAGAAAGCCAAGGAAAUCACGUGGUUAGAAGUCCUGUCGUGGCUACGAAGAUAGAUGCUAAACCCUUGUCGUAAAAUUAUUUGGUACAUGAAAUUCUUGUGAUAUGAUUGAAUAACUACAAAUUUGAUUAAGCAAAAAUAUGUAAAGCAAGGUGAAAAAAAUUGUAUUGGUACAUGAAAUUCUCGGGAUAUGAUUGAAGAACUAUAAAUUUGAUUAAGCAAAAAAUAUGUAAAGCAAGAUGAAAAAAAUUGUACAGUUCAGUGGAGCACAGAGAUGCAAUAAUCUCUUGCGCUUUCUUCCCUAAACGUGGAUUUUAGAUGAAGCCCUACUUUUUCUUUUC